Molecule: messenger RNA, 972 nt
Organism: Bathycoccus prasinos
Lineage: Eukaryota; Viridiplantae; Chlorophyta; Mamiellophyceae; Mamiellales; Bathycoccaceae
Exons: 1
Coding region: 1-972 (323 amino acids)
Biological process (GO): positive regulation of mitochondrial fission
Cellular component (GO): mitochondrion
Source: RefSeq, a predicted model, not a curated record
AUGAUGCACCGAGCGUUUCGCACGACGCUACAUACCUCGUUGGCAGCGUGCGCUGCUCUCGCUGCCUCGGCGACGUUAGCCUCGAGCGAAUGCGUGGCGAUCGGAAACAAGAACAUACCAAGUAUAAUGAAAGAAAACGAGGAUAACGGUAAAAAUAAUAGCACGAGAACAACAAAAUGGGAUCAGAACUGGGAUCGCAUGCAUUCGAGCGCGCAAACUACAUCGACGACAUCGACGCGAGUCAUUCAUUUAGUGAGACACGGACAAUUCAAUCAAAAAGGCAAAGACGAUACAAAACACACGUUGACCGAUUUAGGGAAGAAACAAGCCUCGUUAGCCGGUAAACGCCUUCGGGAUAUCAUUCCCAAAGGCACGACGCCUAAACGAAUAGUUUCCUCGACGAUGACUCGAGCAGAAGAAACCGCACAAAUCAUACGCGAUGAAUUCUUUAAAGAGAUUGAAACGAUAGAGAAAUCCGAUUUGUUACGAGAAGGCGGACCUAUUCGUCCUGAACCAGACACUUGGACGCCCUAUGGUGGACCAUCGGAAGCGGAGUACUUUCGAGAUGGCGCGCGCAUUGAAGCCGGCUUUCGGUGGCUCUUCCAUCGCCCGAAAACAAACGAGAAGAACGUUUCGAAAGACGUGAACAAGUCAACAGCACGAGAGAAAAAAAGCGAAACGAAAGAAAAGAACGAAGUAGAUGACGACAAAGGAGCGGCUUCGCUAAAAAAAGUGGUUAAUAAGCCCCCCGCCGCGCAAGAAGAAACAACGCACGAAAUCGUCGUGUGUCACGGGAACGUCAUUCGAUACUCUCUCCUUCGAUUGCUUCAGCUCCCCCCAGAAGCUUGGCUCCGGUUUAGUUUAUACAACGGGUCCAUAACGAGAGUUGAAAUUCGUAGCGACGGUUUGUGUAGCGUGAGAUGCGUCUCCGACGCUGGAUUUAUGCAUCCGGAGGAGAUUUCAUUCAAUUAA